UGUGUAAGGAAUUCUGGAUUUUUAGUUAAAUUUCUUUAAUUUCCUUAUAUUUAAGACUAACAGAAUAAUUGUAAUAUCACCGCUUUAUUCCUGACAGAGGAGCAUUCCUGUAACACAGAUCAUUCAGCUGUGACAGAGUCUUGGGAAACAUUUGCAUCAAACUGCAACACGUCAUCAUCAUGGCUCACAGCAGAUCACAAGAGGCAUCUUGGACUGUCAGUGAUUUAAUCCAGAAGAGUCGGUUAAUCAGUGAAGGAAAACCGGCACGGUAUCAACUGAUCACAACGAAAAGUGAUCUAGAUGAAAGUGGUAAGAUCAGAAAAUGGACAUUUGGUCAGCGAUACAUCAACACUCAAAACAAAAUCAUACUGGUGGUGGGAGAAACUGGAACAGGCAAAACCACUCUGAUCAACGCCAUAGUGAAUUACACACUAGGAGUGAAGAUCGAUGAUGAUGUUUGGUUUGGGAUCACAGAAGAAGGAGGAGUGAAUCAAACUGAAGAACCUGAAACAGCAGAUCAGACAGAAAGUCAAACAACUGAAGUCACUGUCUAUGAGGUUUUUGUCCAGGAGAACCAAAUCUCUGUUACCAUAAUUGACACUCCAGGUUAUGGAGACACCAGAGGAGCAGAAUAUGAUGAGCAGGUGGCUGAAAACUUGUUUAAACUGUUUAAACACGACACUGGAGUGAAAGAACUAGAUGCAGUGUGUCUGGUAGUGAAAUCAACUCAGAAUCGACUCUCUGACAGACAGCAUUACAUUUUUGAUGCAAUUCUGUCUCUGUUUGGUAAAGACAUAGAGGAGAACAUUGUGUUUUUUAUUACACACUCCACUGGAGGACCUCCAAAAAAUGUCAUUAAUGCCAUCACGAAAACAAAGAUCCCUUGCAGGAAAAAAAAUGGAAAUGAACCAGUUUAUUUCUUGUUUGACAAUUGUCAAGCUGAACAGUGGAAAACAGAACAUGAGGAAGUUUACCAAAAAGCUUGGAAGUUAACGGAGGACAGUUUAAGGAAUUUUUUCACAUCUCUGGAAGACCAGAACAGAAAAAGCUUAGAGAUGACUGAGAGCGUUCUGACAGAGCAAAUUCAGCUCAAAGCCUGUGUUUCUAAUCUGCAGGAACGCAUUGAGUUAAAGGAGCGCAAACAGGAAGAACUGACUCAGAUUCAGGAAGCCCUCAAACAAAACCAGGAGAAGAUUCAGAGAAAUGAAAACUUUUCUUUUACAGUCACCAGGAGUCACAAGAAGAAAGUCAGCAUUGGAAACGCUUCAUGGUGGGACAGAAAGGCAACCUGUUGCUCCGUCUGUCAGGAGAACUGUCAUGAGAAAAACUGCUGGUGUGCCAUCGAUGCCUCAUGGUGUCAUGUCAUGAAAGAUGAGCGCUGCACUGUGUGUUCAGGGAAGUGUCACCACAGUAAACACAUCAGAGAGAACAAGAAAUAUGUUAUAAAGAGUGAUGAGAUCAAAAUGACGUAUACAGACCUGAUAAAACAAUAUGAGAACACUGAUGAGUCAAAAGCAGGUAUCAGUCUAGACAGAGAGGAAUUUGAGAAUGUCAAAAGGGAGCUUGAAAGCAACAAGCAAGAGAAAGAAGAAAAGACAAGCAUAGAGAGGAAACUGGAAGAAAAACUGAGUGAGAUUGCAAAAGAAAAGACCCAACUGGUGGAAGAGGCCUGCAGCACCAUAAUCAAACUGUCUGAAAUUGCAUUAAAACCAGACUCUGCCUUCAUGGUUGAGUCACUGGACUUCUUGAUCCCCCGAGCUGAGGAAACUGGACAUCGUGACUGGGUUCAGAAACUGAAGGAGUUGAGGAAAAUUCAUCCUGAAGCAGAGACAAGAACCGUUGCUGUACUGAGAUAUUUGCGAGCAGGUUUUACUAGAGGUCUUACUAGUAAAAAAUGACAGAAAUGGAUCAUAGUUUGUUACAGUGAUAAGGAAGGAAUUGCUCAGUAUCUGACUUAUACAUUAUCCACAGCACAUUUGCAAAUUAGGAAAAUGAAAUUGAAUGCAAAAUUGU
Molecule: messenger RNA, 2013 nt
Organism: Colossoma macropomum (tambaqui)
Lineage: Eukaryota; Metazoa; Chordata; Actinopteri; Characiformes; Serrasalmidae
Exons: 3
Coding region: 180-1898 (572 amino acids)
Molecular function (GO): ATP hydrolysis activity; GTP binding
Source: RefSeq, a predicted model, not a curated record